UCGGGCACAGCACAGCAGGCCUUUCCUGCCCCCUGGAAGGCAGCAAGAUGGUCCUGAACGAAGAGAAGGAUGUUCCCAGUGACCUGACCGCAGAGGAGCGGCAAGAACUGGAGAACAUCCGACGGAGGAAGCGGGAGCUGCUAGCCGACAUUCAGAGGCUGAAGGACGAGAUAGCAGAGGUCGCUAAUGAAAUUGAAAGCCUGGGAUCCACAGAGGAGAGGAAAAACAUGCAGAGGAACAAACAGGUAGCUAUGGGCAGGAAGAAAUUUAACAUGGACCCUAAAAAGGGGAUCCAGUUCUUAAUAGAGAACGACCUACUCAAGAACACGUGUGAAGACAUCGCCCAGUUCUUGUACAAAGGGGAGGGCCUCAACAAAACAGCCAUAGGGGACUACCUGGGAGAGAGAGAUGAGUUUAACAUCCAGGUCCUGCAUGCAUUUGUGGAGCUACAUGAGUUCACUGAUCUGAACCUUGUCCAGGCCUUGAGGCAGUUCCUGUGGAGCUUCCGGCUCCCUGGAGAGGCCCAGAAGAUAGACCGGAUGAUGGAGGCCUUUGCUCAGCGGUACUGUCAGUGCAACAAUGGGGUGUUCCAGUCCACAGACACUUGCUACGUCCUCUCCUUUGCCAUUAUAAUGUUGAACACCAGCCUGCAUAACCCCAAUGUCAAAGACAAGCCUACUGUGGAGAGGUUCAUCGCUAUGAAUCGUGGCAUCAAUGAUGGAGGAGACCUGCCCGAGGAGCUGCUGCGGAAUCUAUAUGAGAGCAUAAAAAAUGAGCCCUUUAAGAUCCCAGAAGAUGAUGGAAAUGACCUCACCCACACUUUCUUCAAUCCAGACCGAGAGGGCUGGCUGCUGAAGCUUGGAGGUGGCAGGGUGAAGACCUGGAAGAGACGCUGGUUCAUCCUGACCGACAACUGCCUGUACUACUUUGAAUACACCACGGACAAGGAGCCCCGUGGGAUCAUCCCCCUGGAGAACCUGAGCAUCCGGGAGGUAGAGGACUCCAAGAAGCCAAACUGCUUUGAGCUUUAUAUCCCUGACAAUAAAGACCAAGUCAUUAAAGCCUGUAAGACGGAGGCCGACGGGCGAGUGGUGGAAGGGAACCACACUGUGUACCGGAUUUCGGCUCCCACCCCCGAGGAGAAGGAGGAAUGGAUCAAGUGCAUCAAAGCAGCCAUCAGCAGGGAUCCUUUCUACGAAAUGCUUGCAGCACGGAAAAAGAAGGUCUCCUCCACCAAGAGGCACUGAGGCGUGCCAGGACCUCUGCCAGCCCCACCCAUGCCUAGAGACUGGCUUCUGCUUUGGUGGUUUGGCCGGCAGAGAAAGGGGCCGUGCUGUCUGGGGCAGGGACUGAAGCCUGCCCGACGGGCUCCCACCCCUCUCACUGAGAGAGCUGCGGGCAGCAGAGCGGCCGCGCGCUUCUGCCCCGCGGCUCCACAGCACGGUGGAGAAGCCCGCUCUAUCUCGUGCUGGCCGGGAGGAGCUGUCGCUCUACACCCUACACACUGUGUGGACACCAUAGAGCACGAGGUGGAAGGAAGAGAAGCCACGUACCAUAAAGAUUUAUUUUUGUUUUCUAAAGAGAAAAAGAACCCAGUGCUACCCUUCGCCCUGCCCGUGGGGCCUCCCUCUCCCCUCCUGGGCAGCUGGGCACCCCUGGCAGGGCCGCUGGGAGCCUCUGCGGUGGCCUGGCAAGGCGGCAGGCGGGGGCCCAGCAGACACAGGGAGUCCUCAGUGGCCAGCAGGCCCCAGGACCUGUGAGGUCCUCAGGCCUGGUCCCAGGAGGGGAGCGAGCAGGCCGGACAUCUCCCUCGUUUGGCCUCAGCACAGAGGCCGCUGGGCUUUAACAUAGAAAGUCAGUAUCUUCCUUGAGCUAAGUACCUAAUAACCAAACUGUGAGGAGGCUAUCCCACAGGUCCUGGGAUAGCCUGCCAUUUCACACCAGUUUCCUUUCCUUCCCCGCAGCUCCACUCCUCGUUCUAGAGGAUGGAGCAGGGUUUACCCGACCCCCUGGGGCAGCAGCCUCUCCUGCCUCCAAAGCAGCCCCAACUGGACACUGGUGCCUCUGUGGGGGCCUCCAGGGGGCAGGGGCCUUUGCUCAGCAGGUGCCAUGCGUGGGAGUGUUGCCCUGCGUCUCCUUCCCCCAGGCACGGGCGUGCGGCAGCUCUGCCCGCCCAGCGCCCACCCGGUGGUGCGAAGGGAGCCACGAAGCUCGGCGUUCUCCCGCCUUCUCUCAGGGACUCUCAGGGCAGCUCCUCCACUCAGCCCGGGCCAGCAGGUCGGGCCAGGCAGAGCAGGAGGGGGCCGUGCGCCUGCCCACCGCCCCCUCCCCCUCGCCUAGGCCGGGGUGGCAGGCGCUGCCUCAGGCAGGCGGAGGAGCCGUGGGGCUCCAUAGGGCUACGAGGCCUCGGCUUUGGCUCCUCUGACCCCACGAGGUAGAUGAGCAUCUCUAGAAAUAGUGUGUGGAGGGGCAGGGCUCCUUCUGCAGGUCCCGCCUGGAGUGGCUUCAGGCAUUUGGGGGGGGGGGCUUGUGAGGGCGACAGUGAUGGAGGAGUCCCCGCUGGAAACGGAGCUUCUUGGCAACAGAAGCAGGCCGUGUGGGUCCAAGUGCCAGCAGUGUGGCUGGCACCAGAGCCCCAGCAGGCCCGCGCUUCACCCGGGUCUCACAAGGAUUCCUGGACACACAAGCCCCUGGGUCAGUAUUAGUUUAUUUAUCAGAGGUGUAAAUAAUCCAUGUAUAGCUUUUCUCCUUUUAGAUUAUUUUGUAUUUGUUUAAAAAAAAGGAUUUGUCAAAAUACAAAAUAUAAAGAAAUGACUGAAAGUUGUUGACAGGGUUUUUAAAAAAAGAUGAUAAUUAUUAUUCCAGUUGUUUUGUUCGGUUGGUUUUGCCUUGUAAACUAGCGCCAAGGAACUGCAGCAAAUAAACUCCAAACCUGCCAGAA
Dipodomys ordii (Ord's kangaroo rat) is the source of this 2941-nucleotide messenger RNA. It is a transcript of the gene Cyth1, whose product is annotated as cytohesin 1. The transcript has 13 exons. The record is from RefSeq and is a predicted model, not a curated record. Gene Ontology annotation, biological process: regulation of ARF protein signal transduction. Gene Ontology annotation, molecular function: guanyl-nucleotide exchange factor activity. The coding region runs from base 48 to 1247 and encodes 399 amino acids. Lineage: Eukaryota; Metazoa; Chordata; Mammalia; Rodentia; Heteromyidae.